Molecule: messenger RNA, 539 nt
Organism: Terrapene triunguis (Three-toed box turtle)
Lineage: Eukaryota; Metazoa; Chordata; Testudines; Emydidae
Product: butyrophilin subfamily 3 member A2-like
Exons: 2
Source: RefSeq, a predicted model, not a curated record
UUUGAAGAGACUGGAAGACUAAUGAUUUCCCUUGGAUGUUUCAUCACUGUCCUAUUGAUGUCUUGAAAGCCCACACAGCGAUGGGGUCCGUAUUUCACUGGGUGACAGCUGUUCACAUACUGACUUUUCUACAGAUGCCACAUUUGAUUACAGGUCAGUUUAAAAUCAUCCCUCCUCAGAAUCCUGUCAUUGCUAUCAUUGGAGAAGUGGUUGUCCUGCCUUGCAAUCUGACAACUCAGAUUAACCCUGAGACAAUUACUGUCCAGUGGAUACUUUCUAGACCCUCAGAAAAAAUAGAUGUGAGCACCUAUGAUGGACCAAAUAACGAGGAGAGACAGGAUGAGAGAUACCGGGACAGAACACUGUUCUUCCCAACUGAAUUUCAAGCAGGAAACGUGUCUCUAAACCUGAAGAAUGUCAUUGUUUCUGACAAAGGGAAAUACACCUGCAGUGUCUCUUUGGGGACCUGGUAUGAUGAGGUGGUGGUUGAACUGGAUGUGACAGGUGAGUGGAAUGGCUCUCUCUCUCUUCACUCUAAG